Molecule: messenger RNA, 1893 nt
Organism: Tinamus guttatus (white-throated tinamou)
Lineage: Eukaryota; Metazoa; Chordata; Aves; Tinamiformes; Tinamidae
Source: RefSeq, a predicted model, not a curated record
AUGUCCAGGCCAAGGAACACGGGCUGGCUGGGCCUUUCGCUGUCCUAUGUCUUGGGUGAGCGGCUGCAGGUCUGUGGAAAUGAAUGCAUAGCUGGCCAUCUGGAGGCCACCAGCCCAGGCCUGCAGCGCCCUGGGGAGCUUUCCCUGCUAGCUCGAGGACAUCCACAAGCCCUCGUCCAGAAAACGACCUGGACCCAGCUGCCCCAUAGAGGAGCUCGAGGGGCUCUGUACCCCAGUGCUGACUUUUUCACCACACGGCAGCCCUUGGCAGCCAGCGUUGGUGCAUAUGAGUGUAACUGCGGAUGUGAGAGUAAUGCGUCAAAUGAGGUGUCGAUAGGAAAGAGCAGGAGGGGAGAGUGGGGCCUCCCCUUCUGGUGGCAGAACUGGUUCAUCGCGACCGGGGCUGCACAGCUGCAGACCCGCUGUGCACAAUGCUGCUGCAGGGAUGCACAAGUUGUCCAGAACGAAUAUUUUCAGGACGAUGCCGUUAGUAUUGAAAGCGGUACCAACACGGAACGCCCCGACACCCCAACAAACACUCCUAAUGCACCAGGAAGGAAAAGCUGGGGCAAAGGAAAAUGGAAGUCAAAGAAGUGCAAAUAUUCCUUCAAAUGUGUAAAUAGCCUAAAGGAGGACCAUGGUCAGCCUUUGUUUGGAGUCCAGUUUAACUGGCACAGUAAAGAAGGUGAUCCUCUUGUUUUUGCCACUGUAGGCAGCAACAGAGUUACUUUAUAUGAAUGUCAUUCUCAAGGAGAAAUACGUUUGUUACAGUCCUAUGUAGAUGCUGAUGCAGAUGAAAAUUUCUAUACCUGUGCUUGGACAUAUGAUAGCAAUACAAGCCAUCCUCUCCUGGCUGUGGCAGGGUCCAGGGGUAUUAUUAGGAUAAUUAAUCCUAUUACAAUGCAGUGCAUAAAGCACUAUGUAGGCCAUGGAAAUGCAAUCAAUGAACUGAAAUUCCAUCCAAGAGAUCCAAAUCUCCUCUUAUCUGUAAGCAAAGAUCAUGCAUUGAGACUGUGGAACAUCCAGACAGACACGCUGGUUGCAAUAUUUGGAGGAGUAGAAGGGCACAGGGAUGAGGUGUUAAGUGCAGAUUAUGAUCUUCUUGGUGAAAAAAUCAUGUCCUGUGGGAUGGAUCACUCUCUGAAACUCUGGAGAAUUAAUUCCAAGAGAAUGAUAAAUGCCAUCAAAGAGUCUUAUGAGUACAAUCCAAAUAAAACGAAUAGGCCUUUUAUUUCUCAGAAGAUUCACUUUCCUGACUUUUCUACCAGAGACAUACAUAGAAACUAUGUUGACUGUGUACGAUGGUUGGGAGAUUUAAUUCUUUCCAAGUCUUGUGAAAAUGCCAUUGUGUGCUGGAAACCUGGCAAAAUGGAAGAUGAUAUAGAUAAAAUCAAGCCCAGUGAGUCAAACGUGACCAUACUUGGGAGAUUUGAUUAUAGUCAAUGUGAUAUUUGGUACAUGAGGUUUUCCAUGGAUUUCUGGCAAAAGAUGCUUGCUCUGGGCAAUCAAGUUGGCAAACUUUAUGUUUGGGAUUUAGAAAUAGAGGAUCCUCAUAAAGCCAAGUGUACGACACUUACUCAUCCUAAAUGUGUUGCUGCCAUACGACAAACCAGCUUUAGCAGGGAUAGUAGUAUCCUUAUAGCUGUUUGUGAUGAUGCCAGUAUCUGGCGCUGGGACAGACUACGAUAAGUUACCUUUUCUUAAUUCAAAGUAGAAAAUAUAUUUUCAAAUUAUAAUAUAGUCUGUUAACUUGCUAGUCUGGUAGAUGCAUUUAGUGUAGACUUUCUCUGAGGUUCAGCAGACUGAAGCUGAACUUAGGGGUGUUUACAUUCUGUGUAAUGUUCUGCUUGAACUCUGCUGCUUUUAAUAAAAAGAAGUAUUUUUGUAAAGGUU